UAAUCAACAGGCAGGAUCAGCUAGCUAGCUAGCUCCUCUUACUACUGUCACCCAGCAGCUAGACAUCUCACCGAAGAGGGAAGCAGCCAUGAAGACUACUAGCUCGGGCAUUGCAGUCCUCCUGGUGGCCAUGCUGGCGGUCCAGGCCGCGGUGGCCGAAAUCUCGUGCCCCGACGUGCUCAACGACCUGUCGCCGUGCCUGGCCUUCCUGCAGGGCAACGCACCCCAACCCAGCGGCGAGUGCUGCGGCGGCGUCAGGGCACUCUACGCGGCCGCGGACACCAGGCCGGCGAGGCAGGCCACGUGCCGGUGCCUCAAGGCGGCAUACCUUCAGGUCCACGCCCAACUGCCCGCGGCGCAGGAGCUGGCCGGCGACUGCGGCGUCCCGAUCAACUACAAGAUCACCCCCGACAUCGACUGCGACAUGAUUAAUUGAAUGAAGGGAUCCUGUUCCCGUAUCAGAAUCCAUACGACGGAUGGUGAUGAUCCAGUGCCCUGCUACUAGUAUACUGCACCUGCACUGAGUUACUUAUAGAAUAAUGGAUUUGGUGAUGUUGUGCUGAAUAGUACUGUUCGCCUGUAAUCGUGUGAUGCCGUCGUCGUUGACUCGUUGGCUUGUUAUCUGUGUUAAUCUCGCAUGUACUCGUGUUUGCAACUAUACAUACUGCUGUGAUCCAUUUAUAAUGUCUAGUCAAUGUCUGAAUGUCGCCUGUAUUCAGGUUUA
Sorghum bicolor (sorghum) is the source of this 724-nucleotide messenger RNA. Its product is annotated as non-specific lipid-transfer protein 4. Bases 89 to 436 code for a protein of 115 amino acids. Gene Ontology annotation, molecular function: lipid binding. NCBI's taxonomy places the organism in Eukaryota, Viridiplantae, Streptophyta, Magnoliopsida, Poales, Poaceae. Gene Ontology annotation, cellular component: membrane. Gene Ontology annotation, biological process: lipid transport. The record is from RefSeq and is a predicted model, not a curated record. The transcript is spliced from 2 exons.